AUGACCUUCGUAUUAUUCAGGCAGAUCCGCUCACGGACUGAAAAGCAGCAACAUUUUCUUUCCUCGUGGGAAUAUAGCCAUAGAAAACGGAACAUCGCGCCCUCGCUCCCUUGGGUUCGUGCCGUCGUAGCCACCCUGCUGGUCGUCCUCGUGGUCGCCUCCUGCGUGUCUGCACAGCUCAACUUCUCUCCCGGCUGGGGCAAGCGAGCAGCCGCAGGGGGAGAGGGCACCGGAAUGCACCCUGCCGCAGGAGCCGUGGUUCCUCCCCCUUCCUCCCUGACAGGCGAAUCCUGCGGAACCAUCCCUGUCACAACCGUCAUGCACAUCUAUCGGCUCAUUAGGGCUGAGGCUACCCGCUUGGUGCAGUGCCAGGAUGAAGAAUACUUGGGCUAAGAUCCCCCCCCCUCUCCCUUCCCCCCCACUUCACAAUGCCCCCUCCACACCGUCACUACCCCCCCCCUCCCCCCGCCACCUUCCAGAAGCCCGCAAGCUCUGAUGACGAAUUCGUCUUCGUAUUGUUUUGAAGGAACACUGUGAUUAAAUUUUUUUUUUUGGUUAUUUUUUCUCUCUAAUGUUUUACGUCAUCUUUUGAUCAUCAUUGCUUCUUCCAAUUUCCUCUUUCUUUUCUUUUCUCUGUCCCUCUUCCUCUUCUUUCUUUCUCGUUUCCGUUUCCGCGCUUCCUUUUUUUUUGUCGGUAUUUGGGGGUUUCAUCAGCCGCCAUCUACCGUCUCGUAAGACUUAGAGAGAGAAGAUAUAUACAAAUAUAUAUAUAUAUACAAAGAAUGUGAAAAAUACAUUUACAACUCACAAAAUAUAUAUAGGUUGUAAUUUAUCCUUUAUGCAAGGCUGACUCACAAUAUAUAUCAUCUCGUCCAA
Molecule: messenger RNA, 876 nt
Organism: Penaeus vannamei (Pacific white shrimp)
Lineage: Eukaryota; Metazoa; Arthropoda; Malacostraca; Decapoda; Penaeidae
Source: RefSeq, a predicted model, not a curated record